Molecule: messenger RNA, 3224 nt
Organism: Galleria mellonella (greater wax moth)
Lineage: Eukaryota; Metazoa; Arthropoda; Insecta; Lepidoptera; Pyralidae
Product: proton-coupled amino acid transporter-like protein pathetic
Exons: 10
Coding region: 194-1666 (490 amino acids)
Biological process (GO): amino acid transmembrane transport
Cellular component (GO): vacuolar membrane
Molecular function (GO): amino acid transmembrane transporter activity
Source: RefSeq, a predicted model, not a curated record
AUUUCGCAAAGGCUCUGUGCAGUAUUACUGCGACCGUUGACACGGUUGCACGUGUGUGUAUAAGUCUAGCGAAGUUUGAAACUUUACGCAAUUACAUUUGUUUGAAUGUGAUGUGGUGUCAGCAUAGUGCAAAGGGCUUGAUAUAAAGUGAAAGGAACUAUUAUACAGCGAGGCCUAUUUUAAUUUCCACGAAAUGAAGCUAGACGACAAAAAGGGAGGGACGAUUGUCCUUGAAAAUUUCAAUUCCACAGCCAACCUUGCAUCCAACCCAGGUUUCCAGUCGACACUAACUCUGGGCUCAAAAGAUGUCAUCAAUGAGAAACCAUACAAUCCGUUCGAACAUAGACAAGUGGAACAUCCAAAUUCAACAAUCGGUUCCCUGGUACAUCUCCUGAAAUCGUCUCUCGGAUCUGGCAUCCUGGCGAUGCCUGCUGCAUUCAAGAACGCCGGCCUGGCUGCCGGCGCGCUAGGAACCAUCAUCGUUGGAUUUAUCUGUACACACUGUGUUUAUGUAUUGGUUCGAACAUCUCAAGAGCUAUGCGUUGACGCCAAGAAGCCAUCAAUGGGAUUUGCGGAGACAUGCGGUGCGGCGUUUGAAUAUGGACCUAAGAAACUUAGACCGUGGGCUAAUUUUGCAAGAACGUUCGUGGAUUAUGCACUGACCUGCACAUACUUGGCUGCCCUUUGUGUUUACGUGGUCUUCAUUGCAGAAAACUUCAAAGAGGUCCUGGAUGAAUACAUACCAGAUUACAAGCUCUCCGUCGAGACCUAUUGCGCUUUGACUUUAGUGCCGUUAGUUCUCAUCUGCCAAAUACGGAACCUCAAAUGGCUGGUACCAUUUUCGGCGAUCGCCAACGUGUUUCUGGUCAUCUGUUUCGCAAUCACCAUGUACUACAUCUUCAACGGACUACCAAACCCCGCUGAGAGGGAGAUGGUUGCUAGUGUUACACAGUGGCCUCUAUUUAUAAGCACGGUUAUUUUCGCAAUGGAAGGCAUCGGAGUCGUGAUGCCUGUCGAGAAUGAAAUGGCCAAACCAGAACAGUUUUUGGGAUGCCCCGGAGUCCUGAAUGUGGCCAUGACCGUUGUAAUAUCUCUAUAUGGGAUUGUGGGUUUCUUCGGAUACAUCAAAUACGGAGAUGAUGUGAGAGGCAGUGUCACUUUGAAUCUACCGCAAGACGAAAUCCUGGCCCAAAGUGCCAAAAUCCUCAUGGCGCUGGCCAUCCUGUUCACAUACAGCCUGCAAUUCUACGUGCCCAUGGAGAUGAUAUGGCGACAGUUGCACAACAGUAUCUCCGUUAGAUACCACAAUAUCACGCAGAUCUCUAUUCGCACCGCUGCUGUUGUCGGUUCAGUGGCCCUAGCUGCCGCCUUUCCGGAUCUCGAGCUCUUCAUCAGUCUCUGCGGUGCCAUCUUCCUCUCCAGCCUCGGUCUCUUGACGCCCGCCAUCGUCGACACCGUCCACAACUGGGACCGAGGUCUUGGCACCUACAACUGGAUCCUCUGGAAGAAUGUCUUCAUUUCCAUGAUAUCGCUCAUCGCUCUCUUUGCCGGUUCCUAUGUAUCUAUUCAGGGAAUGAUCCACAAAUUUAAUACCAUCGAUUCUAGCCCUGUUUUAGGUGUAUCAAAUAGUACAAUGAAAGCAAUUAAUGAAACACUAGUUUUAUGAGCUGUGAUAUAAUUUUCACUAAAUACGGUUGUGCAUAAUAAUUCUAAUAUUUUAUCGUCACAGACGAACAUAACAAUUAUAUGAAAUUUAUUGUGAUGAAGAAAUAACAGAAUUUGUAAAUUAUCACUGCUGUUAUAUUGACCAUAAGUAUAUCGUCAUAGUCGUAGAAUACUGACGGAUCUGACAAAUAUUACAUAAAAAAGAUCCGUCAGUAUUCUACGACUAUGACGAUAUUAGAGUUAACGGUCACUAGAUUUUACUACAGAGGAUUAUUCAGAUUGUCAAUGACUUUAGCAUGAAUUUACGUUAAAGUUUAAGAGAAAGGGUCUAAGAUUAACAAGUUCUUUAAAUAACUGUCUGUUAGUAUAAAUAACGGUAUUGUUUAUGAUUAAAAUGUUUAAGUAAUUUACCGUAAACAAAUAGAAUUGUAUUUCUCUAAAGUGAACCAUUGAUCAUUUUCUAUAAAGUUUUCUUGCAUGUAAAAAUAAUAUUUUCAAGCAUUUUCUUUCAGGUUGCAUUAACACCUAGUGGUUUAUUUUAUAUAUCUAAAUUUUGUAAUGUUAACUUAAUUCUAACUAUUUUCCUUAUUUUUAUUUCGAAUCAAUGUAUUAUGUGUUCUCUUCCAUUCAUCUAUUUUUGGAGUCAUCUCUGUUUUCAUUGACUCUUUAGCCUUAUUAUUUUAUACAGAAUAAUCGCGUCUUAUUUUCUAUAGUAUUAAUAAUUGUAAGUAAAACAUUUUUAAUUGAUUUUUAUUGCGUGUAUGAUAAAUCCUGUGGCUCCGACACAGAAUAAUAAAAACUCCGUCCAUGAGAAAUAUUUAAGGAAAACUAAUAUGAGAAGUUUUAAUAUGGCCAAUGGUAACCAAAACAAUAUUUUUUCAGAAAUUUUGUCUGUCUGUCUAUCUGUAUAUUUGUUCCGACAUUACACAAAAAAUUUUGCGCUAAAUUAAAUACGGUUUUCAACUUUGUGUUCAUGUAGAUAUGACUUAAAACCUGAUGUAUGUUUUAUCACGAUACGUCGAAGUGAUUGAUUUUACUAGUUUUCCUACUCCUGAAAUCGAUGCGAACGAAGUAGCGGGCAAAAUGCUAGUUUAUUGUGUAUUUAUAUACAGAAAAUUAUAUAUUUAUACAUUUAUUUUUUGAACAAUUAGAAUGUGUAGCAAAUAAUGAUUGCUGCGUCGUGCCAUUUUAGUGAUUGCCGACUAUUAAUCAAAUCAGACGUUACCUGUCCACUGCCGAACAAAGGCCUCCCCAUAGAUUGGGGGAUUAUGCCAAUAGUUGCCACACUUGGCAAGUGGGUUGGCAACCGCAGUUAGGCUUUGGUGAUGUUUUGAGAGGGACGCUGCUGCUCAUCUCUCAAAAAUUGAAUUCCCUUUGUCGCCUCUAACGAUGCCCACGGGAAAGGAAGGAUUGCCGACCCUUACUUAAGUAUGGACUUAAUUAAAAUAUGGAAAGUAAUAAAACAAUAAUAGAAUAAUUAAUUUAUUAAGAAAUUAAAUUAAUAGAUCCUAUUUUUAUGACAUUGGUAAGAAAAAAAGUAGAUGCCAUUUGCUAUAUAA